Pogoniulus pusillus (Red-fronted tinkerbird) is the source of this 4306-nucleotide messenger RNA. RefSeq names its product small glutamine rich tetratricopeptide repeat co-chaperone beta (gene SGTB). NCBI's taxonomy places the organism in Eukaryota, Metazoa, Chordata, Aves, Piciformes, Lybiidae. Gene Ontology annotation, cellular component: TRC complex; membrane. The transcript has 11 exons. The record is from RefSeq and is a predicted model, not a curated record. Bases 169 to 1083 code for a protein of 304 amino acids. Gene Ontology annotation, biological process: post-translational protein targeting to endoplasmic reticulum membrane. Gene Ontology annotation, molecular function: molecular adaptor activity; protein binding.
CGCCUCUUCCCUCCUACAGCACGCGCGCGCCCGCCCGGCGGCCCGCCCUCGCGCUCGUUGUUGCUCUCGCCCCGCGGCGGAGGCGGCGCUGACGGGGACGGCGUUGCCGGGGACGGCGUUGCCGCGGCGCUCGUUGCAUCUCGCACGGAGAAUCUCAUCCAUUUCAAAAUGUCAUCAGUCAAGCAUCUGGUUUAUGCAGUCAUCCAUUUCUUGAGAGAGCAGAGUCAGAUGGAUACUUUCACUCCAGAUGAGCAAGAAAGUUUGGAAGUUGCAAUUCAGUGUUUGGAGACUGUGUUUAAGAUUAACCUGGAUGAUACUCAUCUUGCACCUCCCCAGCAUUUGAUAGAAAUGUUCACAAAUUCUUUUCACAAGAACAACAUGCUGCCUCUCUCUGAUGCUUUACCAGAGGAUGCUGAAAAGGCAGACCAGCUGAAGGAUGAAGGUAACAAUCACAUGAAAGAAGAAAACUAUGGUGCUGCAGUGGAUUGUUAUACUAGGGCUAUAGAACUAGAUCCCAACAAUGCAGUCUAUUACUGCAACAGGGCUGCUGCUCAAAGUAAGCUCAACAACUACAAUGAAGCAAUAAAAGAUUGUGAGAGAGCCAUAGCAAUAGAUCCAAAGUACAGCAAAGCGUAUGGGAGAAUGGGGUUGGCUCUGACCUCAGUGAAUAAAUACGAAGAAGCAGUAACCAGUUACCAAAAAGCACUGGAUCUUGAUCCAGAGAAUGACUCUUAUAAGUCAAAUUUGAAAAUAGCAGAACAGAAACUAAGAGACAUGUCCAGUCCUACUGGAACUGGACUGAGUUUUGACAUGGCAAGCUUGAUAAACAAUCCUGCCUUCAUUAGUAUGGCAGCAAGCUUAAUGCAGAAUCCUCAAGUUCAACAACUGAUGUCGGGGAUGAUGUCAAAUGCCAUUGGUGGCCCUGCUGCGGGUGUUGGUGGCCUGUCAGAUCUGUCCAGCCUGAUCCACGCGGGGCAGCAGUUUGCACAACAGAUACAGCAGCAGAAUCCUGAGCUCAUAGAGCAACUGAGAAAUCAUGUCCGGAGCAGAUCUUUCAGUGGCAGCACUGAAGAACAUUCUUGACUUAAAGGAGGCAUGUGAAUUGGAAUGGUACAUAACCCCCAAAUGCAUACCAUAGUUAGUAGCAAAAGCACCAUUGUAACUCUUCUGCUUGAAUAGAAGACAGAAAAUUCUUUGUGUGUGUUUGCAAACAAGAAUAAAUCUGUUAAACAGAUCUAUUGCACAUAACUUGAAACAUACUGUUUAUGUAAAGCUACUCCUCUAAAAAUUAAUACACUAAAUAGUUGGUGUAUUAAAAUCCCUAAGUACUAGUAAUUUUCUGUAUCUGCAUUAGAUUGAUCUCCAGGGCUGUUGUGUGGGGAUAUAUUUUAUAGUGCUCUGAUAUUUCAUAACAGCUUAAUUCUGAAAUCUUAGUGUAAAAGGCAUUUUAUUCUUACUGUGAAAAUCAUUAUGGCUGUACUACUCCUUGACAAGUACUGAAACAGUAGGCCCAUCUGAUGUGCCCCUUUCAAUGACUCCAAGUCAGUACUGGCAUACAGACUGUACUUGCAAGUGCUUGAAAAGUCUGAUUCUGAAUGCUGUGGAGGGACCAUCAUGAAAUAUUUUUCAACUUCAUUGGGCCAGGAGGGAGAGAGAUGAUUUCAUAUUAAGUACCACCACAAAUGGUAGAGAAAGAAGACACUAAUCCUGAAUAGGAUAAUACACAGAAACCAAACAGAACUUUUGAUUAUUAAAGAAGUUUUAGGCUUUUCUACUGCUAUGUAUACCCUCAAUUCAUGAGGUAGCCCUGGAGGUCAGCAUUAUGUCACUUUUCCUAGGCAUGGCAAACUGUAUUACAUUCUGUAUGUAUGCAGUAUUUAAUAGAAGCUUACAAUUCUUAACUGUAAUAAGCUAAAACUGAUCCUGUGGCUGUACAACUAAGUAGUACUGAAAAACUGUCCAAAAAAUACCUUUCUUAGAAAGCAGGAUUCUUUUUCUAUUCUUGUAUGUUAAAUCAUUGGCUUGAACAAUGAAUGAUUUUUUUCCCAAGUUUCAUUACACAUACCUGUUUUAAAUCAUGGUUAUAUGACCAAGGUAAUUAUUUUUCCACUAUAGUACUUACGUUCCUGCCCUGGCUAUUCUUGCUAAGUUACAUCUUACUCUUUUAGAGACCACUGUAUUAUUGUUAGCUUCUUUUAUGCUGCUUACUGUUCACACAACUCUCUGGUGCAAGAUAUACUUUUUUUUUACUCCAGGGAGGUUCUCAACAUUCCCACCCCUCUCUUUGUAUAUCAGAAUUCAUACGAGGAGCCUGCAUUGAUUCCUAAGUCAAAGUAAUCACUUCUGACCAGUUAGGCUGAAGAAGGUAUGUGGAAGAGUAGCAGUAGACUCCUCUCAGUGGACAAAAACAUAGAACGCCCAGACCUCAGACAUAUUUGAUUCAUCUUGUGGUCAAAAGCGGCACGAAAUGUAAAAUUUGUGUUUAAGUCACAAAUGCCAGUUGUACAUCUAUUAUAUGAGUCCUCCCCUGCUAAAACAGGGAAAUUGCAACUGAUCAAGGACAAAUUAAAAGGAUUAGAGAAAAAAAAAUAGGAAAUCCAUAUUACAAUCUCUUGAAUAAAGAGCUAGAGAUUAAUAGAACAAUCCAAAGACAUUUCAUACUUUAUUCAAUUCCUAUGUACAGCACUUAAAUGCUUUUGAAAAUCUAUAUAUUAAUUUUGUGUAGCUGUCUCUUUGAGGCUGUAGAGUGUAGAGAUACUCUUUACAUUAAAAUGCAUUUCCAAGCAGCAACUUCUGACUUAACACCUGAUGACAAAGAAUAAAACUCCUAACAGGAUCCUUUUUCAGAGGUAGUUCAGAUCCUGAAUAUAAUCAACUGAAGGAAACUGCUGGUUAAGUUCAGUUACAUUUUACAGGACAAGAUACCAUUUACAACAAAUAUCAAUGGAGGCUGUAGGUGGGCUACAACUACUGCACAAACAUUUCUCAGAAUAGCAUGUUGUGUCAGGAAAGAAGCAUUGCUCUUAGCCUAUCUCCUGUUGAACUUCACAGCUCCUUUUAGUAAUUUGUUCUGUGUGUUCAACUGCUCAAAGUGAGUUUUACAAGAACAAAUAAAUCCAGAGUGGACUGGACAGCAAUGCAGUAUCUCUCACACUCAUCUUUCUACCUUAAGACAGAAAGAAUGUCAAGAACCUCUUGAAAGUUCCCUAAGAACUACAAAAUGUGCUAAGACUGGCUGUAGAAGUUGUACUUGACCUACAGCUUAUUGGAUUUGUAGGAGAGUUAUUCCCAGGUUUAAAGAGAGUUAAGCAUUGGUUAGUUAAUCUGAAAACUACUCUUGAAAGUAUUAGAGUGGUAACUUCCAUUUAGCACACUACAAUAUUGUCAUUUAGGUUUUACUCCAAUACAGAUAAUAUGUAACCAGAGUAUUAAAACAUUGAUGGCAUUAGCUAAUUACGGGCUAUAUAGUUACAUAGCUAUUAGCUAACUGUGUGCUACAUAGGAAUGUGCUUCAACUGGCACAAUACUUGUAAACAAUCUUUGUUUCUUGUGUGUUAACAGAAAGGGCUUUAUAGCCUAAAUGAAAACAGCAAAACCAAUAACAGGAGCUCUCAUUAACAUGCUUUGCCAUUGAAACUGGGAACAGAAGGUUCAUUUAUGCUAGAGACUAUUUUGCCUUGAAUAGGUUAGAUUGUUUCACGGUCAUGCAGUAUGUCUAAAUCACAGGGUGGGGAAGGAAUCUUUUCCUGUGUAAUAACUGCACUUUAUUUUGCACGAAAAUUUUUCAUCCUGCUAGAUCACGUGGUAAACCACAGUCCCCAGAAACACUGUUUCAAGGUCAGUUGCAAUUUAUCAUUCAACUCAGAAAAUGUGCACUUAACACUAAACUGGAUUUAUAUCAUUACUAUUCUAUCAGCAUAUAAGUGUAAUAAUUAUUAGAGAAGAAAAGGUUUUGUACUCAAAUUGUAAACUGUAAUAUGCUUGCAUGGAAGUAUACUCUUGUAACUAUGCCUGAUCAUAAUGACAUCUAAUGAAAUAUUCAGCUUAGAAAUUGUUUCAGUUACAGUUUUGGUUUUGUAACAAGUAGAGAGUAAAAAUCACUCAUGCAUACUGAGAAAGCACUGGCUCUGCAGUUUUGGAUUCAUGCACUGUUCCAAGGGCUACAGAAAGUCAUACUGGUAAAAUGCAACUUGCCUACCAUUUCUGUACCUCUCCCACCUCUUAUCACCAUGUGAUUAUGUCUUGUUCAACUUGUGUCAGUUUAAGUUGAAAAUAGAUUAUAAAUAAAGUUAUUUACAUUUUUUGA